This is a messenger RNA of Fusarium graminearum PH-1, 531 nucleotides long. RefSeq lists its product as uncharacterized. The record is from RefSeq and is a predicted model, not a curated record. The transcript is spliced from 4 exons. Bases 1 to 531 code for a protein of 176 amino acids. NCBI's taxonomy places the organism in Eukaryota, Fungi, Ascomycota, Sordariomycetes, Hypocreales, Nectriaceae.
AUGGUAUUAUCCGAUGUACGCGUUCCCUCCCACCUCCCACUUUUACUCCUCUCCCGCUUCCCGUCCGUCGCAUAUUCAUCCGACUACCUUGAUGGUAGAUCGUCCCAUUACAAUCAGGUGUCGGUAUCAAGUUAUGAUCCGAGCACGGCGAUCAACAAUCAGCCCCGUAUCCCGGCCCAUCAGCAACACCUGAAAGACCUGAGAGACCUGAGAGACCAAAUGUUGCCAUUGGCUCAGAUAGUUCGAGACAUUCGGUGUAUCCCCCAACGCAGCAUAGCCAAACUUCAAACGUAUCAUGAGGCAGGCAUUCAAGUUCUUGGCAGAGCGUCCUCAUUUCGUGCAUCCUGGUCAGCCCUAGUAAGGAUCUUGGUUUCUGGCCCCACGCGAUGCCAAGGCUCGGCUGCUGGUUUCACAUGGAAGCUUUCAGCUGAGUCGUCUAAGGGCCCUGACUACGAGACCGUGCAGCUCCAAAACUUCCGCUCCAUCAAUUACGUUGCGUUUUCUGAAGCCCAAGAACGAGGGCCUACUUGA